Messenger RNA from Anguilla rostrata (American eel), 3641 nucleotides. RefSeq names its product homeobox A11a (gene hoxa11a). Gene Ontology annotation, cellular component: nucleus. Gene Ontology annotation, biological process: anatomical structure development; regulation of transcription by RNA polymerase II. The record is from RefSeq and is a predicted model, not a curated record. The transcript has 2 exons. Gene Ontology annotation, molecular function: RNA polymerase II cis-regulatory region sequence-specific DNA binding; DNA-binding transcription factor activity, RNA polymerase II-specific. NCBI's taxonomy places the organism in Eukaryota, Metazoa, Chordata, Actinopteri, Anguilliformes, Anguillidae. Bases 1559 to 2533 code for a protein of 324 amino acids.
UCGCGCAUGCGGCCACUAAGCUAUUCUAACGCUCAUAUUAAGAAAUUUGCUUUCAUUUCUGGUUGCAUUCCUUUGUUGGGUAUGAACAAACUUUCCCGAACGUGCACAUUGCUCGGCGCGCCCCUCGCUUUGUUCUGAUUAGUAUUUACCAUUGCGCAGUGGUUCUUUUUCGGAAAUGAAGUUCCACAAGUCCUUCGGACUACCUCCCCUGUAACCUCGCCGUUCAGUCGUCAGCCCUCGUGUGUUCUAAAUAUGUAGGCUACAGAUAUAUGUUAUGGAUAGGCUCUUUUGUGUUUUAUGUGCGCGCGGAUUUUGUGUGUCUGCAGCAUAUAUUCGGCAUCUGUGUCCUACAGGAAAAAUAUUCCGGAAACGUUCCCUCUGUCAAAACACAUCCUAAAUUAACAGAAGAGGUUUCCUCCAUUCCUCCCUUUAAAGACAGCAAAGCACGACUGACUGCAGUUUACGUUUUAUAACCGUAUUAGUACACAAGUCUGAUUCAUUAUUUUUAAAGUUAAUUGAGCAGAAACUAUUUCUGGCAUUCAGUAUAUAUAAUAUAGUGCGUUAUACUUUCAGAAUGAACGUGUAGCAUAGUUGUGAUUCAGUGAACCUGCAUGGUUAUAAUCCGCUGAUUCGUUAGAAAAGGAAAAAUAAUUCAAAUGUAGCCUAAGUUAGGUUGGGUGUAAAUGUAAAUGCGUGCUCUCAUUUGUUUCUGUUUUGAAUCAGUUUCUCACUCUCAAAAUUCAAGCAAAUGUCGACCCCACUUCAUUUGGCCUUUUUUUCCUUCAUUUUUUGAAAUGGUGCUCGUGUUCUGUUUUCACUGUUAUAACUACACACAGACCCUAACAUGAUCUGAAGUCCCCCCUGUGAAAAAUACAGUUAUUCUAUUAUAAUAUAUUCUAACAAACCAAUAUUCAGACGAAAUUGUGAAGAACCUCGUUUCUUCGUUCCUUCGUUCCUUAUUUGAAUCAAGCUCCAGAAAUAGGCUAUGUGUUCUCUGAGGCAUCGUAACCGUUUCAAAUUAUAGACAGGUGGCCUUUAUACGUCGGUGUCCGUUUGCCUCAAUUGAAAUCAUACGGUGUACAGUAGGUAUAAUUGGGAUAUUGUCUAGCUAUUUGAAUAGAAGUUAAAAGUAGAACAGCUGUGGCAAUAUUCCUGUCCCCGGGCAGAGUUUCGCAUAUACGAUUCAGCUUAUUGCCGCAGUCUUUUUUUAUUUUUAAAGGUAAAUGUUCUUAUUAUUCUCUGGACGGAAGUGGUAAAUUGUUUUCUUUCUUUUUUGUGUGUCGCUCCAAGCUUGGAACACAGUAAAUCAAUGUAGGCUACACUAACCUUUAAUAACAAGGUUUGGCUUUCGUUGUUGGCUUCAAGUCAUUUAAGAAAAUAAAUUCUUCCAGGGCUAUGUAGAGCCACAAAACCACAACGGCAGUUUUUUAAGGACAGCCGGCAAUGGGCGUCACGCACAUGCAAGCCCUCAUGAAAACACGGGCAGCACCCCACACGGGUCCUCUCGGAGAAAUCUGUCAAUUUCUGCCCUCGGUCACGUGACCCGUGUCUCUCUGGAAUGGAUGGAGAUGGAUCUCCACGUCAGCUCGCCGUCUCAAAAUUUCUGCUCUGCGGACCUGCUUCAAAGAGGCGCGAGCAGGCGGCGCCGGAGAACCAUGUCACGCGCCGCCACUCGGAGGAGCCCCCAGCAAGAGAAGUGAUGGAUUUUGACGAGCGGGUCUCGGUUGGGUCGAACAUGUAUUUGCCCAGCUGCACCUACUACGUCUCGGGGACAGACUUUUCCAGCCUCCCCUCGUUUUUAGCCCAGACCCCGUCCUCGUGCCCUGCGACGUACACCUACUCGUCUAACCUGCCGCAGGUUCAGCCAGUGAGAGAGAUAACCUUCAGGGACUACACCAUCGACUCCUCCAGUAAAUGGCACCACAGAGGGGAACUGUCUCACUGCUACCCCACCGAAAACCGGGUCCACAGGGACUGCCUGCCUCCCCCGGCCGCUGGGGAAAUGUUCGCGAGAAACAGUCCCUCCGCCGGCUACCACUCCGGCUCCAGCGCGGCUUCCAGCUUCUACGCCAAUGUGGGCAGGAACGGGGUGCUGCCGCAGGUUUUCGACCAGUUCUUCGACUCGGCAUACGGAAACACCGAGACUCUGUCCGACGUGUUCCCAGGGGAGAAAAUCGCCGACAAGCUGACGACUCCGGCGCCCGGUCCUUGCCGCGAGACCGACGCGAAAGACCGCGGAGACGAGAUCAGCAGCCCGGAGGCCUCUUCCGGCAACAGUGGGGAGAAGCCUGGCAGCGGCAGUGGCCAGAGAACGCGUAAAAAGAGAUGUCCCUACUCUAAGUAUCAGAUAAGGGAACUGGAGCGAGAGUUUUUCUUUAGUGUCUACAUCAACAAGGAGAAACGACUGCAUCUCUCGAGGAUGCUUAAUCUCACCGACCGCCAGGUCAAGAUCUGGUUUCAGAACCGGCGAAUGAAGGAGAAAAAACUGAACAGGGACCGUCUACAGUAUUACAGCACAAACCCGCUGCUUUAGCGCGCGUGGCUUCGGACUCCGUCAGGGCCGCGAAAGCACCGGACACCAGAGGUUAAUUUCAAGUUCGAGGAUGCGGAAAGACUAGACGAAAGCGCGAGGAAGAAGAGCCCGGGCGGCAUUCGGCAACCUAUUGCAUUAACCUCGCGAGGCCAAGUACCAUUGUCCACAGCAUUACUCCUGUUCACGCGCACCGACUCUACAGAGUUAAUGGCUGAAUGAUCAGAGAACGCCGUCUGUUUUCAGUCCUUCAACCUGUGUUUGCGCUGGUUGCGCCGAGACUGUCAGGUUGUACCCUAUCCUACUCUGCCCUCGUUGUGUCUUGAUGGUUCAAAAACAAACAAACAAAAAAACAGCGAUGCGGAGGUCGACACUAUGUAAGCUGUUUCCGAUUCAGGUCUAUUUAUACAUAAACCGACAAAUUUUCAUCUGCAUCUUUUUAUUUUUAUUUUUUUAAGUAAAGUUUGUUGCGCCAGACAGGCACGAGGUUGUUGGUGUGCAAUAUUAUGAACUUUAAACCGUGGCUGCUGCACGCGGCCUCACCCCACUCACGUGUAUGUGCAAACGAGAACAUAAUUAUUCACUUCUGGUGCGUCGUAUUUUACUAUUGAGUAUUGUACGCAGAGAGAAGAAGCAAUAUUGGGUGGACAGCGUCUCUGUAUAUACAGGCAAAAGUGCUGAUAAUUUAUGCGCAGCUAUUUGCGUUUAUUGUUGUUUUUAAUUAUAAAGAAGAAGAAAAAAAAAAAACCAAAAACGUAUGCUCGCGCAGGUAAAACUGAGUCGCUGCCUGAUCACAAGUAGUAGCUCCUGGUCCAUUUAUAUUCGAAUAAGGUGCUGCAUAAGUGAUAAGUGCUUAAGUGAGAUUCCUCAUUUGAACAAUAUUCACAUAAGAAGAUUGGGGCACUAUGCUUGGUCUGUCCAAGAAUGUAUGCAUUAAUAUUAUUUUGUAUGGUACGUUGGGGAUGGGAGUGUUGACUUUUAGAAGGACGGGAUGGGCUGCUCGUCUGUGCUUCGCCAUUCUGUCUGAAAUGUAAAUGAUAUUCACCCCAGCUUUCAUUUUGUUUCUUUUAUUAUUCGUGCAUUUUUUCCAAGAAAUAAACGCGUUACCUCA